UCAAAGCAAAAUACUAAACAACAUAAAAAAUAUUCCAAAAUUCUGAAUUCAACUAAUUAAAUUAGCAAUUUAUAACUAUGGGAAGCAUGUCUCAAGUGGUCACAUCAACAAAUCUGCCAAUGUAUUCAAUUCAAACGUUUCUCAAGAACUAUAUACUGGUUGCUGGUGGUGGCGGUUCUAGCAAAACUGGCAUUGCUAAUGGAUUUGAAGUAUUCAAGCUUAACAGAGAUGGUAAAACUAUAUCAAUGACAAAAGUAAUUCGUCACGAUAGCGGUCCAAAUGUAAUUAUGAACUGUUGUACAAAUAUAAGAGGCAAUACAGUCUAUAUUGCAGCAAAUGAGAAUGAUGGAUGUCGACAAUAUAUGGCUGAUAUCAUAAUAGAACCAACAUUUCAUAAUGGUAAAGCAGGUAAAGAUAUUAAUUUUAAAAUAACAACAGGAGAUUCGUUAUUAACAGACUUCAGUGAAGAUGAACCCUUACAAAGGAUUGUGAAAAUUAAUAAUGAUGGCAAUUUUAUGGUGACCGGAGGUACCGAUGGAUGCAUUCGACUUUGGAACUUUCCAAUAGUUAAAUCAAAAGAUACUAAAGAUACUAGACCAUUGAAAGAAUAUAAAUGUCAUACUAAAGAAAUUGAUGACAUAGAUAUAAGUUCCGAUGGGAAAUUCAUAGUAAGUGUUGCAAAAGAUGGAAAAGCUUAUCAUUGGAAUACUGUUACUAAUGAACGGUCAACACUUAUUCAUUCAGAUCCAGAUAAUGAUAAACAAAUAUUCAAAAGAUGUAAAUUUGGUGUAAUUGGAAAUAAACCAAUUUAUAACAUAUAUACAAUUUCAAAUGGUCCUAAACAAAAAUCUAACUUACAGCGAUGGUCGGUAAAGAAUAAAAUAAUUUAUGAAUUAUUGUUUUCUGAGCCCACGUCAGCAUUAGCAGUGCGUCAAGAUGGAUUAUAUAUAGCCGUAGGUACAAUGUACUCAGGAAGUGUUAGUAUACAUGAAGCAAGAGACUUAAAUAUGAUUUAUAAUAUUAAACAAGCUCAUGCUAUGUUUGUAACGGGCCUAGAAUUUUUGAAUAAAGAUUUAAUGCCAGAUAUGAAAGCAGCAGUAUUAUCAAUAUCAGUAGACAACCGCGUGUGUCUUCAUAAUGUACCAUCUAUACAAUUAGUCUCAUAUUGGAAAAUGCUCAUUAUAAUAMAUUUCAUUCUACUACUAUUUUAUUUUAUAAUAUUUAUCUUGUGAUUAAAUGUUAGAACUCAAAACUUUGGUAUAUAUUUAUUUGUUAUUGUUAWAAAUCUUUAAAAAUUAUGCUCA
Diuraphis noxia (Russian wheat aphid) is the source of this 1304-nucleotide messenger RNA. Its product is annotated as guanine nucleotide-exchange factor SEC12. Gene Ontology annotation, molecular function: protein binding; guanyl-nucleotide exchange factor activity. Gene Ontology annotation, cellular component: endoplasmic reticulum membrane. NCBI's taxonomy places the organism in Eukaryota, Metazoa, Arthropoda, Insecta, Hemiptera, Aphididae. The record is from RefSeq and is a predicted model, not a curated record. Gene Ontology annotation, biological process: endoplasmic reticulum to Golgi vesicle-mediated transport.